This is a messenger RNA of Neurospora tetrasperma FGSC 2508, 2136 nucleotides long. RefSeq lists its product as uncharacterized. The record is from RefSeq and is a predicted model, not a curated record. Gene Ontology annotation, molecular function: protein tyrosine/serine/threonine phosphatase activity. The coding region runs from base 1 to 2136 and encodes 711 amino acids. Gene Ontology annotation, biological process: nuclear DNA replication; protein dephosphorylation. The transcript is spliced from 2 exons. Lineage: Eukaryota; Fungi; Ascomycota; Sordariomycetes; Sordariales; Sordariaceae.
AUGGCGACGAUUGCCCUUCCACCACCAUUCGCCAACUAUCGGUCCACCUCCACCAUUGGCUCCAUUACCACCACCAUCACCAUAGAGCAGCCGACCAGUCACCCGACGCCCGUCCCCAACAAACACAUUCCCGUUUGCCCUCCAGGUCCAGCUCCGCAGGACGACGCUGAUACGCCGCCGCCUUCGCCCUGGCCUUUGACGAAUGGCGCCGAUGAGCACUCGUCCCCCCGCUCGUUUCUCUACCCGCCUCAUCGCUUCCACCAUGUCGACUCCGGCCAUCUCUCGCUCUACAAGAUCGACGCCGCCGACGUAGCUGCUGCCUUGGACCAUCUUUCGAGGCAACCCUUGCCAGACCCCGCGCACGUCUUCCCAUGGUAUCAUGGCCUCCACCCCCGGAACCAAGUGCAGCAGCACUUCUUUCUCAGCGCCCGCACGCGUGCGCUGAGAAAGACCCCUUCUUGCCUUCGUGGAAUCACCCUUGUCAAGGCCGAUGGCGAUCUCAACUUCUCUCGCCUCAAGGGUGCAAUUGCACCUUACGAGUUCCUUCACUCAAGCAGCGCCGAGUUCAUCGAUGUUGACCCCGUUGACGGCUUUUCCGUCCGCAACUUCCAAAUUCAAGCCGCCAAGGCCGCCAUGACGAGCGAUAUCAUAGUCUACGGCGAUAACGAAGCGGCCGUUUGCAAGUUGGGUUGGGACAUAGCUUCGGCCCAGCAAAAGUGGCGCUACAAGCAUGAACUACAGUGUCAUUGGGUUCCCGAGUACAACACCUUUAUCUGCCUCAGUCCAUUCGACGAGUUUGAACAGAACCAUCGUGAGAUUGUGGCAGUCGAUUCGACAGGUAAUCUGACGGGAAAUGUACUGGACUUUGUCAAUCAAGAGAGACUUGAAAUGUAUCUCAUGACCCAGGCUUCGGAAAUUGCACCCAACGUGUGGAUGGGUCCUACGCCCGAUCCAAUCAUCGAAGAGGACAAUGGCUAUCAUAUUCAGCUCGAGUGCAGCGACAUGGGAAGGGCCAACACCUGCGCAGCUUUUCUGCAAGCUCUUGCUGAGGACGGGCUGGGCGACGUACCAGAACCCGUCCACUUUGACUUUCCUUCUUCAGGAAGCUUCCUAGUUCCCAACUAUUCCCAUGCGGAUGCAGACGCUCUUCUGGACACUUGCAAAUGGCUUUGGCAUCUUUCACAUGGGACUAGGCCAGAGAAAUCUUCUGAUGCUGGUAAAGACAGAUCUUGGCCACCAUUAAGCCCCCGAAAGAUUCUCAUUCACUGCGCAGAUGGUUAUACAGAAUCCACAGUCUUGGCCAUUGCAUACUACAGCUAUAGCACAGGCCUACCUAUCCCCGAAGCCUGGUUGAAGCUGCACACAAUUAUGAAACGCAACUUCUUCGCAUACCCCUCCGACGUGAACUUCCUAGCGACAAUCGCUCCACGACUCCUACAAGAAUCACCCAUUGGAACCGACCGAAGCCUCGCACAAGUUACGGAGCUCGUCAGAAACGAACCGAAGUGGUGGACAGGUUUCGACGGGUCACUACCCAGCAGGAUCCUUGAUUACAUGUACCUCGGCAACCUUACCCACGCAAACAAUCCAGAUCUGCUUAGGGCCAUGGGCAUCGGCCAAAUUCUGAGUGUGGGUGAGAUGGCCAUGUGGCGAGACGGGGAGUUGCAGGAAUGGGGGGAGGAGAACACGUGUAUUGUGCGAGGAGUGCAGGAUAACGGGAUUGAUCCGUUGACAGAUGAGUUUGAGCGUUGCUUGGAGUUCAUUGACCGUGGCCGCCGCCUCGGAACUGCAACCCUAGUCCACUGUCGUGUUGGUGUGUCCCGCUCCGCCACCAUCUGCAUCGCCGAGGUGAUGCGUUCCAUGGGAAUGUCCUUCCCGCGCGCAUACUGCUUUGUCCGCGCUCGGCGGCUCAAUGUCAUCAUCCAGCCUCACCUCAGGUUUGCCUACGAGCUGCUCAAGUGGGAGGAGUUCCUUCGCUCAAACCAAGAGACCAAGGAUCACGGCAACUACACCCUGACGGCCGAUGGCCAGGAGGAUAACGAGUCGUCUUCCGAAGGCCAAGGCAUCAUGCGGGAGCUCGAGUGGGGGGAAAUUGCGAGGGAGGUUGCCUUGAUGAAUAAGCCAUACUCGAGAUAG